This is a messenger RNA of Protopolystoma xenopodis, 1332 nucleotides long. Lineage: Eukaryota; Metazoa; Platyhelminthes; Monogenea; Polystomatidea; Polystomatidae. The record is from the annotation of a GenBank genome assembly.
AUGCAAACUCGCUUUCAAAUCCGCUGUCGGGCCAGCUGUGAUCAGCGCAAGAUGGCUAGACAGAUAUGGAUGCCUCGUUGUCGUGUGGCCCAUUCCAGAAAACUACUAAUAAAUCUCACCUGGAAUGUGAACCUCGUCAAAGCAAGCCUCUCUCCUUCUGAUCUUCGAGCUCUGGCAGCCAAGAGUAGUCUACCACCUACCAACGGUCGACAAACUAAUUUCGUUAAUGGCCUCGACGCUGCUGUAUGUCCGUCCUUUGUUUCGUCACCUACAUCUCCAUUUCAAUUUCCUUUCCAAGUAACCACAACCACAACUAUGCCAGUACUCCCAGCAUCACUGACCCGUACGGCAACGCCGGAAAUUGUUAUAGAGGCACAACCUGGCCAGGGUUCCCAGCCGCCUCAUCUAGCUCCCACUUCUGCUGCGCCUUUCAUAAUUGACCAUCCUCUCAGCCAAAGCCAGCACCACCUACAUCAGCCACAGCAUAUAUCCGUCAUAUACCCUCGAACAGCAGAGCAGCAGGUCUGUUUAUUGACUUCGACAUCGGGUGCUUGCACUCAUUCAGAUUCCAAUCAAGACGGUUGUCUGAGGAAUGAAACCUCUUUCUCUGGCCCACUUAAACUAUUACGCAAUUCCAGACCACCCGUGUUUAUGACUCCUCCGCCACCAGCCUAUUCACCACCGCCAUCGCCGAUACACUCAUACUAUCCUUCUUCUUCAUCAACUUUUACUUCUUUUUCUCCUUCUGAUCAUUCUUUCUCUAUCCCUACAACUGAAAUGACUGCAGAACCGACUUCCGAAUCCGAUGUGAAGACGCAUCCUCAUUGUACGUCUUCCUACUCUUCGGCAUUGGCAGGCCCUGCUUCUAUUGAGGAGGUAGCAUCGCAAACAAAGAAAGCAGCCCAUUUGCUUGACAGUCCGUCCGUUACCCGAUCCCCUUGCCAGCCGAACCUAUCUGUUGAGGUUAGGCUCCCAACUCAUUCACUUGUGCCACCAAGCUCUCUCCUCGUAAACCCAGCCCUGUCGGGCAUGAAUAGCAACGAUACAAGAUGUCCGAACCACAAGCCUGUGAACAACUCUUUAGAAAUUAGACAGACUACUGACUAUGGAUUUCCACAUUCUAGCAGCUGUCUACCUGUCAUCAGUCGUAAGGUUGUCACUACGACCUCCGGGUUAAAUAUGCUAGAGGUGACAUCAAUGGCACAAUCUCCACAAGAACUGCAUUCCCCUUCAAUCGUGGAGACGACAAUCAUUCAUCCUUCUCAGAAGUUAGUCAGUUGGUCAGGUUCAAAAACUAGCCCCCACUUGGACAGUCAAUUUUAUCUGAGGUGA